AUGAGAUUACUGUCGACACUGAGUGCAGCGUGCCUCAUGGGCAACGCAGCCAACGCCAUCCAAUUGGACGUGGACAGCGAACAAUCGGUCAAGGACGCAGCGAGCACCAUCGCCUUUGGUCUCGUGAGCUUCUACACAGGCAACAACACGGGCGAUGUGCCCGGCAACCUCCCAGAUCCCUAUUUCUGGUGGACCGCGGGCGCCAUGUUCGGCACGCUUGUCGAUUAUUGGUUCCUCACGGGCGACGACACGUACAACGCGAUCACGACACAGGCCAUGGUGCACCAGGCCGGCGACGAGGCCGACUUUAUGCCCCUCAACCAGACACGCACCCUCGGCAACGACGACCAGGGCUUCUGGACGCUCUCCGCCAUGAUGGCCACCGAGGCCGGGUACCCGGACCCGCCCGCAGACCAGCCGCAGUGGCUGGCUCUCGUGCAGGCUUGCUUCAACCAGUGGGCGCAGCGUUGGAUCGAGGCGUCCGACUCGUGCGGCGGCGGGCUGCGGUGGCAGAUCUUCUCGUUCAACAACGGCUUCAACUACAAAAACUCCAUCUCCAACGGCUGCUUCUUCAACAUCGCCGCGCGGCUGGCGCGGUACACGGGCAAUCAGACGUACGCAGAGUGGGCGGAGCGCGUGUGGGACUGGGAGGUCAAGGCAGGGCUCAUCACGGACGACUUCAAGGUGUACGACGGUGUCACUGUCGUCGAGAACAGCCCCGACUGCCCCAAGAUUGACCAGAACCAGUGGUCCUACAACGCCGGCAUUUACCUGCACGGGGCCGCCGUCAUGCACAACGUGACGGGGGACGACAAGUGGCGCGCGCGCACGGUGGGACUCCUCGACGAGACGGAGAAGACAUUCUUCCAGAACGGCGUCAUGUUCGAGCAGCGGUGCGAGCCUUUCAAACAGUGCAACAUUGAUCAGAGCAGCUUCAAGGGCUACCUCGCGCGGUGGAUGGCGGGCACGGCGCAGGUCGUGCCGGACCUCUUUGACCGCAUCAUGGGCCUGCUGCGGCCCAACGCGCAGAGCGCGGCGUCGGUCUGCGUCGGCGACCCAGACCAGGGGUUCCCAGGAAUCGGCGGCACGGCCUGCGGGCUGGCGUGGCAGCCGCGGGGCCAGUUUGACGGCCUCGUCGGCGUCGGCGAGCAGAUGAGCGCCCUGUCGGCUGUCAUGUAUACACUCGUGCAGAAGGAGAGGACGGCGCCCGUGACGGCGGAGACGGGCGGCACGAGCAAAGGCAACCCGCAAGCGGGCAUGGAGCCGCACUCGUGGGAGUUUAAGCCGAUACAGCAGGCCGAGCGUGUGGCCGCCGGGUUCCUGACGGUGGGCAUCCUGACGUCGCUCAUGGCGGGGGUCUUUUUCGUCAUGAAGGAGGAGACCAAGUGA
Molecule: messenger RNA, 1389 nt
Organism: Verticillium nonalfalfae
Lineage: Eukaryota; Fungi; Ascomycota; Sordariomycetes; Glomerellales; Plectosphaerellaceae
Product: hydrolase 76 protein
Exons: 2
Coding region: 1-1389 (462 amino acids)
Biological process (GO): carbohydrate catabolic process; fungal-type cell wall biogenesis
Molecular function (GO): mannan endo-1,6-alpha-mannosidase activity
Source: RefSeq, a predicted model, not a curated record